UCACCGGAGAAAAAGGAAAACCCCGGAGAAUCCCACAAACAAGAAUAUACUAUCUGCUUUUAUAAUACAAUCCUUCUACCUUUUUUCCUCUCAUUGUCUUUGCACAUACCCAAAGAACAUUUGAAUUUCACACAAAUAAACAUUUUACUUGAUCAAUGUACAAAUCAAAGCUUCAGGUACUCUGCCAGAAGAACUCAUGGAAGCUACCGCUUUACGAUACGGUGCGAGACGGUCCUGACCACGGGGCUCGCUUCACAGCCACUGUCACCGUUAAUGGCGCUACCUUUGAGUCUCCGGGACAGUUCACUAGCUCCAAACUAGCUCAAAAUGGGGCUGCUGAGGUUGCGUUUAAUCAUUUCUCCGCGCUCUCUGUCGGUCCUCGGCAACCCAUUUCGCCGAUCGGUGUUGUGCAAAAAUCUGCUUCUCCGGGUUCCUCGGCUUCCACUACCAAUUUGGAUGCAGGAGCUACUAAAAUUGGAGAAGGGGAGCAAAGCAGACAAAAUGGUGUUGUACCUUCUGAACUUCCAACAAGAACCGCAGAAGAUUUACUACAUACAUACAAGAAACGGCUACAAAUUUAUGCUCAAAAGAGGAACCUUAUUCUGCCUGAAUAUUCGUGUGAAAUUGUUGGACCUCCACACCAACGUCUUUACAAGUCCAAGGUCACAGUUGAUGGGAAGUCUUUUGAGACUCCAAACUUUUUCUCCACGUUAAAGGAUGCUGAACAUGGAGCUGCAAAAGUAGCAUUGGAGUCUCUGUCAGUCCACCUAGAGGAUGAGGUUGUGUAUAAGACCUUAUUACAAGAGCAUGCUCAAAGAACAAGACACCGCUUGCCAACAUAUGACACACAGAAAUCUGGACCACCUCACAUGCCAAUAUUUGUAUCAACUGUGGAAAUUGGAGGCAAGAGUUUUCAAGGACAAGGGGCAAAAACCAAAAAGGUGGCAGAGAUGAAUGCCGCGAAGGCUGCAUAUAUUUGUCUUGCAAAUUGUCAAGAAACCCAGUGUCCCAGUCCCUCCUCUGUUGGUGAAACUUCAGGUAUCCCAUCCUUCAACUUGCAACCCGAUGUUACAGAAAAAGUGGAAGAAGAUGUUGCAAGAAACAGAAACAUUUCAAUCAAUGAAGCUCAGGAUUUCCAAGAUAAUAAUGGUGAAAGGCACAUAAACUCUACAACAUCUGAAGAUGCACAUGCUCGAGAGGGAAAUUCAUCUACAACCAGAAGUCCACCCCAAGAUCUUAAAGAUGGUGCAGGUUCACCUACUCUUGAAAUAGUCAUACCACCUGCACAAAACUCAAUAAAAAAGAUUAUGAUUAUUCCGAGCACGUCAGACAUGAUUAUCCCUGAGGGUGCUACUGUCUUACCAUAUGAGAACGACGAGUAUGUAGCUAUUACUAUGCAUGUGCCAUCAGAAGAAUACGAACAAUUCAAUGACUAGAGUUUAGGUGGUUGUUCCUAUACCUGCCCAUCUUAUUGCGUGACCUUAGAUCUGUGUGGCCUCAUGUUGAGGAGUUUUCAUAUAAUACAGUAGACUUGUAGCAUAUGUAACUUAAAUAGUUGCCUUGGUAAUUUCCUACCGUGCAACUCUUUCUUUGAACCAUCUUCGGAUGUUAAAUUGGUUUCCAUUACCAUCGAUAUCUAUCUAGUCAUAUAGUUCCUAGUUCUUAGAUGCUGGGUACAUCAACAUUUGCUGGAAGUUCAUUCUGACUAAUGCAAUUUCUAAAGAUGCUUGAGCUUGCAAA
Molecule: messenger RNA, 1740 nt
Organism: Daucus carota subsp. sativus
Lineage: Eukaryota; Viridiplantae; Streptophyta; Magnoliopsida; Apiales; Apiaceae
Product: double-stranded RNA-binding protein 1
Exons: 6
Coding region: 156-1436 (426 amino acids)
Source: RefSeq, a predicted model, not a curated record